AUGGUAGAUCUGAUGUGGAAAAAAUGUUCCAAGUCCUCUGAGGAAGAAAGGAGGAAGAAGGGACAGCUAAAGUUAUGCAUUUCUGGCGGAAGUGGAAAUGGGUGUGGAGGCAGUGUUUCCAUUUCCGCUUCCACACCUGUGGGUUUUUUCUUUUGCUGCGUCUUUUGCCUGGUUUGCCAAUUCCUGCUGACAGGAGAUUGUCCAGGUCAUAACCCCCAGUGGACCUCUCCCCAGUGGAGCUCCCCCAAAUGGAAAUCCUCCCCAUGUUGCUCAAGAAGCCUGUCCGAAGUUGUCCUGCGGAGCUUAGAGAAGUACAUUGACUUAAAUGACAUAAAACUGCUGGAGACGAAGAGGCACUUGAGGGCCCCCCCGAUAAGCGGCACGCCGAAGAAGGAGGAGAAAAUAAAAUCGCUGAGAAAGGAGCAUGAAAGAAGUACCAACGAGGAGGGUAACGAUGUAUGGGGCAUUGCGAGCAGCGACGCAGGGGUGGAAGUAUAUGCAGGGGUGGAGGCAUAUGUAGAGGUAGAGGAGGAGGAUGAUGAAAACAAAAUAGACAGCGAACUACCAUAUGAAGACCUACUAGGAGAGGAGCUAACGGAACAGCAAUUUGAUAAAAUGGUGGGAAAGUUACGUGGCUACAUUGACAUAAAAGAUAUGAAUGCCCUUUGGAAUUAUGUACACACGAAUGGGAAGAAAAAAUACUUCAGUUUGAAAGAGGAGCUAUGGAAGGACUGUGAAAAUAUGUCAAUAAAGUACAACAUCCCAGAAGAAUUUACCAUAAAGGAGUGGAGAAAAGCUUACCUUCAUUUGAAGGACGAGUUGCUGAAAAAGGAAAGAGACGAUUACAUGGACUUAAAAGUUUUUAUUGAUGCAGGAUUUAACGUCCGUUGGGAAUAUAUUGCUUUUAUUAUUGACAAAUAUGAAUCGUGGGAUGCUUUUAUCGACACGGCGAGGGACAACUGGAAAAAGUCACUCUCCAAGAGCUUCGAAAAAUAUGUGGAGGAUGCCCAGGAGAAGGAAAUCGAGAAAAACCCAAAGACUGGCGCAAAGGUUUCCUGCAUUAACAAGUACAAUGAGGAGAACAAAAUUAUGGUUAGCGAGAUUUUGCUAUGA
Messenger RNA from Plasmodium cynomolgi strain B, 1113 nucleotides. Its product is annotated as phist protein. The coding region runs from base 1 to 1113 and encodes 370 amino acids. The transcript is spliced from 2 exons. The record is from RefSeq and is a predicted model, not a curated record. Lineage: Eukaryota; Apicomplexa; Aconoidasida; Haemosporida; Plasmodiidae.